GAAGCUGGAACUGGGUCAACAGGACUACCGCCAAAAAGGGCCUGUUUGUCAAGCCUUGAAAGGAAUUGCUCCCAUUGGUUAAACUGGAUUUUGUUGUUGUUCGAAAUUGCGGUACAAAGUCAGAGAGUGCGGAGAACGACGCCCCCCAGUGUUCAGUUCGAGUGGUUAGGCUGCCUUAACAGAUCGCUGUUUGGUUAAAGUGCGAGCGAGAAGCAGCAACCGCAACGUUGCUGAUUGGUCCGCGUGGUGCUACCUGCUGCGACUGAUGGCCGACAUUUUCGUUUAGUAGUGUUGUUAUUGUUGUUGUGUUUGCUGUUUGCUCUGCUUCCCUCAUUCUUCACAGAAAGCCAACGAUCUUGCGCAGCAGACGUUUCCUCAAAUCAGUCAGGCAGUGGCCGGGUAACGAGAAAGACAUCAAUCGCCGUCGUCGUCAUUUUCGUCGUUGCAAACCAACUUAACGGUUCUCUACUCAAGCCGAUUUUGACAGUUUGUGAAUAAUAUUGACUCGGAAUGCUUAUUGAUGAUCUCCAUACGUUAUUGAACUUGUCACGCUGUCGUGUGUGAAAUUACAAACGCAUAGACGACACCAAGGAGAACAGUUCCUUUAGUAUCUUGUAUUUAAAAUUCCACAGUGCGAGCACAGAAAAAGUUUUGACUUUAAGUGGUGUGAUAAAAAAUAUGACAGUUACCGCGUUAGCCGCCGCAAUGCACAGACCCUUCUUUAAUGGAUAUUCAGCAAUGCAAGACAUGAACGGCGGCCAAGGUCGUGUCAAUCAACUAGGAGGAGUCUUCAUAAACGGGCGUCCUUUGCCCAACAAUAUACGCCUCAAAAUUGUCGAGAUGGCUGCCGACGGCAUACGACCGUGCGUUAUAUCGCGUCAGCUGCGCGUCUCUCAUGGCUGUGUUUCCAAAAUACUGAAUCGCUAUCAGGAGACAGGCUCCAUUAGGCCGGGAGUGAUUGGCGGUUCUAAGCCACGCAUCGCCACGCCCGAAAUUGAGAAUCGCAUUGAGGACUAUAAGCGCACCAAUCCGGGCAUGUUCUCCUGGGAAAUACGCGAAAAGCUGAUAAGAGAGGGCAUCUGCGAUCGCAGCACUGCACCCUCCGUCUCGGCCAUAUCGCGUCUAGUACGCGGUCGUGACGCUCCACUUGAAGGAGAACUCUCCUCCCACAAGCCCUCCAGCUGUAGCUCGGAUCUUUCGCACAAGCCCUCCGAUGAGGACUUAUCCGACUGCGAGAGCGAGCCAGGCAUUGCCUUGAAGCGGAAACAGCGUCGUUGCCGCACCACCUUCUCGGCCGUCCAACUGGAUGAGCUGGAGCGCGCCUUCGAGCGCACUCAGUAUCCCGAUAUAUAUACGCGAGAGGAGCUGGCACAGCGCACCAAUUUGACGGAAGCCCGCAUCCAGGUGUGGUUCAGCAACCGGCGGGCACGUCUGCGGAAGCAGCACACCUCUGUGACGGGCGUGAGCACGCCCAGCUCUGUGGUGCCCAAUGUGAGUUCCUAUAGUGGCCAUUCGGUGGCCGCCGCUGCCGCCGCAGCAGCAAUGAUGCCCACCAUCGACUAUCAACAGCAAUACGACUUCUAUGGCAGCAGCGCUCCCACUGCCAUUGCCGUGAGCAGCAAUCUCUCGCCCAGCACAACAGCUUCGUCCAUGAACUCGACGACUCCGCCACACCACCAGCAGCUCUACAAUCCGUCCAGCACAGCCAGCUAUGUGAUGCCCAGCUCCAGCGCUUCUACCACUGGCGGCAGCGGCGGACCCAACAUCAUUGUCUCCAGUCUGGCCGGCACGUCAACCUAUGAAAGCCAGCUGGCUUCGGUUUAUACCACCGAGUCCGAUCCAAAUCAGACAAUGCCGCGCAACGAGAGCCCCAAUGAGUCGGCAUCCUCCAACUUCGGCUCGAACACUAUACAGCUGCCACCCACGCCCAACAGCCUAUCAGCCGUGGUUGGCGGCGAUGCUACGACCCAGGUGGUUAUAAAUGGCAGCGCCAGCAGCGAGGAAUUGUCGGCUGCCUUAAAAGUGGAGGCAGCUGAUCUUGUGGCCGCCCAACCACAGCUCUACAGCAGCUGGAGCUCUACGCUGCGCCCCAAUGCGCCGCUAUCGCCGGAGGACUCUCUCAAUUCGACCACGUCGAAUGCCCUGGAGGCGAGUCUAGGCAGUGUCGGUGUCGGUGUUGGUGCCGGCGCCCAUCAAAUGUUCCAUCCGUAUCAGCAUACGCCACAGUUCGCGCCCUAUUCUACGCCCGCGCACCCUCAUCCCCACCACCACCAUCAUCCGCAUGCGCACCAUCCCCAUGCACAUGCUCCUCAAUAUCCGACCGCACCCCACCACUAUCCGCCGACGUCGUCAACGCACUUCAUGCCCCAAAACUUCAAUGCAGCCGCCGCCGCAGCUGCCUUCUCCUCGCCCUCUAAGGUCAACGUAAACUAUCCGACAAUGCCGCCUCAGUCGUUCUAUCACGCCUGGUACUAAGAGAGUGUUUCCACCCCAGCCGCUUUACCACUCCUGGUACCAGAGGAAUCCUUCGGCGGUCUCCGAAACAAUUCCGAUAGCCGUUCUAUCACUCCUCGUACUAGAGGAGUUCUUCGAAACGGUUUUCGUGGAGAUUCUGAUCAGAGCCGGCCUUCAGGACUUUUGACGUCGCCAAAGACAAGAUCAUUUCCAUUUCGAUAUAUAUAUUUUUGUAUAUAGUAAAUAGCCAAUAUUUUAAAUACAAUGUUAAGUCUGCCAAGUAAUUGGGUAUUUGGAUGAAAUAGCGCUUAAAAGUUUGUAAGUCUUCGCCUUGAUUCUACUUCAUAAUAGUUUCAAUUCUUAGUUCUAAGUUCAAUGCCUUAUCCCGUUCCUAUAAGUUUGAGAGUCAGCUCGUGCUAAA
Molecule: messenger RNA, 2875 nt
Organism: Scaptodrosophila lebanonensis
Lineage: Eukaryota; Metazoa; Arthropoda; Insecta; Diptera; Drosophilidae
Gene: prd
Product: segmentation protein paired
Exons: 2
Coding region: 679-2475 (598 amino acids)
Biological process (GO): regulation of transcription by RNA polymerase II; anatomical structure development
Molecular function (GO): RNA polymerase II cis-regulatory region sequence-specific DNA binding; DNA-binding transcription factor activity, RNA polymerase II-specific
Source: RefSeq, a predicted model, not a curated record